Molecule: messenger RNA, 1639 nt
Organism: Hermetia illucens (black soldier fly)
Lineage: Eukaryota; Metazoa; Arthropoda; Insecta; Diptera; Stratiomyidae
Product: zinc finger protein 43-like
Exons: 3
Coding region: 105-1067 (320 amino acids)
Biological process (GO): regulation of transcription by RNA polymerase II
Molecular function (GO): DNA-binding transcription factor activity; RNA polymerase II cis-regulatory region sequence-specific DNA binding
Source: RefSeq, a predicted model, not a curated record
AUCACUUCAAUCGACAUGAAAAAAUUCAUUACAAAGAAGGAAGACCUUUUGAAUGCGAAGUCUGUAAGAAGCUGUUCACAACUGAAGAGAAUAAGAAUCGUCAUAUGCUGUUACACAACGCCGUAAUAUCAGGAACAGCAACGAUCCUAAGUCCAAGAACCAGCUUUAGAUGUAUGGACUGUUCUAGAGUGUUCACCAAGCAAGAAUCCUUAUCAUCACAUAUGCGCAAACAUCAAAAUUUGCCUAAUCGAGAGCGAAAAUAUAGUUGCAAGGUAUGUCCUGAAACAUUUCCACGAUCAUCAUUACUGUCGCGACAUAAUAGAACUCACUAUGAGAAUCGGAAAUUUCAAUGCAAUAUCUGCGGAAAAAGAUACGCUGGUAAUGGACAACUAGUUGACCAUUUGAAUAGGCAUAACGGGAUCAAGACACAUUCUUGUGAAGUUUGUGGAAAAGCAUUCUAUUAUCCAAGUCCGUUGAGAGAACAUCUUAGACUGCACUCUGGAGAGGCCCCAUAUCCUUGUCCCCAAUGCGAUAAAGUUUUUGCAAGUAUAGGGAAUUUACGGCAGCAUUUGAAGCGCCAUUCAUCUGAAAAAUCAAUAGAAUGCCCGCAAUGCCCAAGCCGGUUCAAGUGUCAAAGCAAUUUAGUUUCACAUGCCUAUGUUCAUAAGGAUGCAAACCUCUAUGAGUGCGAUGAAUGUGGUAUGAAAUUUUCGAAAACAUAUGUAUUGAAAAAGCAUAAACUUGUGCAUUCUGGGGAGAAGCCUUACGAGUGCCAGAGAUGUCCUAUGAAGUUCAAUUCAUUGUUUCCUUUGAAACGGCACAUGCUUAUACACACUGGAGAGAAACCAUAUCAAUGCAAAUACUGCGAUCGUGCAUUUACACAAUGCAAUGAUUUAGUGAAACAUACGAGGGGCCACGUUGGAGAGAAUAUAUAUAUGUGUGAAGAAUGCCCAAUGGCAUUUCGAUAUCAGAGAGAACUUCGAGCUCAUGUUAAAGAUCAUUUCAAAAAGAAAGCAUUGAGAAGUUCACAAGUAAAAGAUGAAGGGACUACGGUAGAAUCCGGAUAGAAUGACUUCCAAGGGACAGACAAAAUUUGCACAACGUUCAAAGCGUCCGCAUAAAUUGAACUUGUUUCUAUUUAAUGUAAUGCACAAUAUGAAAUUUCUAUAAAAAUCAAACCACAAUUAAUAUUCAUAGAAAACUUUACUUAAAAUUAACCACUCCGCAUACAUACAUAGGUGUCUAUCAUAAAUCAGAGAAACAAUAGUGUGUUUUUUGUGAAUUCAUUCAUUCAAAGAAACAAUAGUGUAUUGUCAAGUUCUCACUUUACAUAACUCAUAUCACUGGAUUGCGCAGCAUUAGAUAAAAAUCCGUUCUAUAACUUCAAAUCAUACAACCGUACUGAACAAUUAAUUAUAGAACAAUCCCUUCAACUGAGUUACGUCACCACAUUAUCUUCGUGGGCGAGCGACGAGUCCCGCCAUCAAAUUGUGCAGCCAAAUAAAUAUGCACAUGUGCAUUUAGUGGUUAAGAAAAUAAAUAUAAGAUUAUUAUCUCUAUGUUUAAGGUACAACUUAUUGUUCAAAAAAUAAGUAUAAGAUUACCCUUCUUAUUUCCGUCUUUUAGGAGGUAAACUAGA